Messenger RNA from Diabrotica virgifera virgifera (western corn rootworm), 7834 nucleotides. Its product is annotated as catenin alpha. Gene Ontology annotation, cellular component: adherens junction; actin cytoskeleton; catenin complex. The coding region runs from base 189 to 2912 and encodes 907 amino acids. Gene Ontology annotation, molecular function: beta-catenin binding; cadherin binding; actin filament binding. Gene Ontology annotation, biological process: cell-cell adhesion; cell migration. The record is from RefSeq and is a predicted model, not a curated record. Lineage: Eukaryota; Metazoa; Arthropoda; Insecta; Coleoptera; Chrysomelidae. The transcript has 12 exons.
UUCUUAAUGACAACUGGCACUACUGGCAGUUUUGACACACCUAUGCAGUUAUGAUUCAUUUUUGAGAUAAACAAUAGGGUGAAUUUAUUUUUCUUUUAGUCAGAUUUAGUAAUAAACUAAGCUCGUUUAGUAGUGUAUUUACUACCGAUUUACGUUUUAUUUUGUAUAUAGCUAAGUCUCAAUUAAAAAUGAUGACUGACCGCUUCGGUUUAAAAUGGGACCCGAAAAACUUAGAGAUAAGAACCAUGUCUGUGGAAAAGACAUUGGAACCCCUAGUGCUUCAAGUUACCACCCUCGUCAAUACCAAGGGGCCUAGCAAAAAGAAGAAAGGAAAGUCUAAACGUGCCAAUGCUCUGGUUAGUACUGUUGAAAAAGCCACCGAAAACUUCAUAGAAAAGGGGGAGCAGAUAGCCUAUGAGAAUCCAGAUAUUACUGAGGAAAUGCUGGCAGCUGUUGACGAAGUCAAGAAAACGGGACAUGCUAUGAGCGGAGCUGCAAGAGAAUUUUCAGAAGACCCAUGUUCUUCUUUAAAAAGAGGAAAUAUGGUUAGGGCUGCUAGAAAUCUUUUAUCGGCUGUAACUCGUCUUUUAAUUCUAGCGGACAUGGUUGAUGUCCACCUUUUGCUCAAAUCCUUACAUGUAGUUGAGGAUGACCUCGAAAAACUAAAAAAUGCUUCAAGCAAUGGCGAACUUUUAGACAAUAUUAAAGCCUUUGGUCAAAAUGCCAACGAAUUAAUGAAUCAGGCUGCUAAAAGGCAGCAAGAACUGAAAGAUCCACAACUUCGUGAUGAUCUAGCAGCUGCUAGAGCUGUACUUAAGAAACAUUCCACUAUGUUAUUAACUGCCUCUAAGGUUUAUGUACGUCAUCCAGAGCUAGCAGCUGCCAAAGCAAAUAGAGAUUAUGUCUUGAAACAAGUUUGUGAAGCUGUGAAUACCAUUAAUGAUGUAGCUCAGGGAAGAACUCCUCAACCUGCUUCUGGACCAUAUGAUGGACCUGGAGAGUUGGCUGCUGCUUUGGAUGAUUUUGAUGAUCACAUGGUAAUGGAGCCUCUAGCAUACAAUGAAGUUCAUACCAGGCCUUCAUUGGAAGAACGUCUAGAAAGCAUUAUAAGUGGUGCAGCUCUUAUGGCAGAUUCUAGUUGUACUAGGGAUGAAAGAAGGGAAAGGAUAGUUGCAGAGUGUAAUGCUGUAAGACAAGCUUUGCAAGACUUGUUGACUGAAUAUAUGACAAAUAUGGGCAAUAAAGAUAAAAGUGAGAGCCUAAUACGAGCAAUCGACAAUAUGGGUAGAAAGACUAAGGAUUUAAGAAGACAACUGAGAAAAGCUGUUGUAGAUCAUGUAUCUGACAGUUUCUUGGAAACCAACGUACCUCUUCUCGUUUUAAUAAAGGCAGCUCAAAAUGGCAACGAAAAGGAGGUAGAAGAAUAUGCAGUUGUAUUUACUGAACAUUCCAAUAAGUUAGUAGAAGUUGCUAACCUUGUCUGCAGCAUGUCUAAUAAUGAAGAUGGUGUCAAAAUGGUUAGAUAUGCUGCUGCUCAGAUCGACAAUCUGUGUCCUGAAGUAAUAAAUGCAGCUAGAAUUUUAGCCGCUAGACCUCGCAGUAAAGUUGCUCAAGAAAAUAUGGACGCAUUCAAGCAAUCAUGGGAGAAUCAAGUGAGACUUCUGACUGAAGCAGUCGAUGACAUUACUACUAUCGACGACUUUUUGGCUGUUUCUGAAAACCAUAUUCUGGAAGAUGUUAAUAAAUGUGUACUUGCCUUGCAAGAAGGUGAUUCUGACACAUUGGAUCGCACUGCCAGUGGUAUAAGAGGAAGAUCCAAUAGGGUGUGCAAUGUAGUAACAGCUGAAAUGGAUAAUUACGAACCUUGCAUUUAUACCAAACGUGUUCUUGAAGCCGUCAAAGUAUUGAAUGAUCAAGUGAUGCCCAAGUUUACUCAAAGAGUGCAAGUUGCAGUUCAAGCUUUGGGAAAUAGUCCUCCCAAAGAAGUGGAUGAAAACGAUUUUAUCGAUGCUUCUAGACUUGUUUACGAUGGAGUGAGAGAAAUAAGAAGAGCCGUUCUAAUGAAUAGAGCCGAUGAAGAUUUAGAUCCAGAAGAUGUCGAAUUGGAUGAAAACUAUCUAAUAGAAACAAGAAGCAAAUCGAGCGCUCACACAGGCGAACAUGGAGUUGAUGAGUAUCCAGAUAUUAGUGGAAUUACAACGGCUAGGGAAGCUAUGGGUAAAAUGCCGGAAGAAGAUAAACAGAAGAUUUUGCAACAGGUUGAGUUCUUCAGGAGUGAAAAACUCAAGUUUGACCGUGAGGUCGCUAAAUGGGACGACACUGGCAACGAUAUUAUCGUUCUUGCUAAGCACAUGUGUAUGAUUAUGAUGGAAAUGACAGAUUUUACCAGGGGUCGUGGCCCUCUAAAAACCACUAUGGACGUUAUUAAUGCGGCUAAAAAGAUUUCCGAAGCUGGAACCAAAUUAGAUAAACUUACUCGCCAAAUAGCUGAACAGUGCCCAGAGAGUUCCACCAAAAAAGAUUUGUUGGCUUAUUUGCAACGUAUUGCUCUUUACUGCCACCAGAUGAACAUUACAUCAAAGGUUAAAGCCGAUGUUCAAAACAUCAGUGGAGAACUUAUUGUAUCUGGGUUGGACAGUGCUACUUCUUUGAUUCAAGCUGCUAAGAACUUGAUGAAUGCUGUAGUUCUCACAGUAAAAGCUUCAUAUGUGGCAUCCACCAAAUACCCAAGACAAGGAACUAUUGCAUCGCCGAUUGUUGUCUGGAAGAUGAAAGCGCCAGAGAAGAAGCCGUUAGUCAGACCAGAGAAACCCGAAGAAGUUCGUGCCAAAGUACGCAAAGGCUCACAAAAGAAAGUUCAAAAUCCAAUUCACGCUCUUUCUGAAUUCCAAAGCCCAACUGAGUCUGUGUAAACGUAAACCUUUAUCCAUUAAUAUAUUAACCAGAUGUUAACUAUUAUUUGCCUGAUUAUUCUGUGACAUUUUCUAUGUACCUAUAGAUUCGUAUUAAUAUAAAGUCUGAUUAGAGGCAUGUUCAAGUUCAUUUAACAUUUGAACAGUACAUAGUAAGUCCGUAGUUUCAUCAAGUGUUAAAUACAGUGUGUUCUAACGAAAAUAUGACCCCCUCCCAGAAACUGAGAAACCAAGAGUUUCUUCACAAUUUAAAAAUCACGUCAAUUUGUAUUGGAAGAGGGACGAAUGUUCAUGCAAAAUUCAUGCCCUCAGAUGUAACCCCCUACUGCCCCCCAGUUUUUUAAAAUAGCAAGUGUUGUCGAGUUGCACAUCAUUUGAAAGGUAUUUUUUUUCUCUACACGACCAGCUAUUUUUUUUAUUUGCGGAAUAACUUAAAAGACAAUUUUGGAUUUAACUAAUUUAUAAUACAUUUGUUAAGUCCAGAAUUAUCUUCAAACUUAUUACUUAAUUAAAAAAAAUAGAGUGGCAUGUAGAGAAAAAAAAUUACCUUUCAAAUGGUGUGCCUUGCUAUUAAAAAAAGCUGGGGGUUGAUGCGGGGCAGUAGGGGGUUACAUUUGAGGGCAUGAAGUUUGCAUGAAAAUUCGUCCCCUUCCUAUUAUAAAUUGACGUGUUUUUUAAAUUUUGAAGAAGCUCUUGGUUUCUGAGUUUCUGGGGGGGGGGGGGGGGUCAAAUUUUCGUUGGAACAGACUAUAUAAGAAUAUGCCCGAGAGGUCGACAAACGAUAUAACAACUGCAAGUUGACACAUUUCUAACUUGAAAAAUGAUUAGUUAUUUUGUAUAGCUCGUAUAAAGACUAGUGUAUUGCCAAAUAUACACCCCGGUAAUAUUUUAUAUUUAUUUAUAAAAUCGUUAAUCAUAAUAAAUAUCACUGAUUUUUACAAAAAAUACGCAAUAUUGGUUAGAACAAUCAAGUUUUUAAUAUUCCAAAACAAUAUCGCACCUCCGCUCAAAUAGUUGUCAUAACUCAAAAAAUUUUAAAAUCGGUUUGAUUGCACCAACAGUUUAAUAAAACUAUAAACUCGUAUCUUACAAAGUGUCACGUCUAUGGGUCAAGUAUUUAUCGUUAGAUGACACUAGUGUCAUUAUACGAUUAGCCAAAAUCAACGACGCACCGAACACAAACAGUGACACAUAUCGACUUGUGCAAGGCAUUUGCACAUCGAAGAUGUGUAUUAAGCAUCGUUUGUCGAGUUACAGUAUAUGUGAUUAAUUUAUUCAAAACAAUCUGCGUAUGUGCUCAACAUUUAUCACUUAUUUAUCUUUCAUUUUGCAGUAUUUUGUGUUUAAUGUUGUUACUUGUAUUUAAAGUUACAUCAUUAAAAGGUAUAAGUCUGUUAACCAGACAAUAAUAAUAUUAUAUUCUGUACUGCAAGUGUCACUUUUGAUAAAUAAUAUUUCGUAAAUUUUUCGUUAUUUUAUCUGUAUAGUGUCACAACUCAAAAAGAAAAUGAUUUUUUUAAAUAUUUUUAAUAUACUUAAUACGCUAUUUUAUACAGCUUCAAAAACCAUUGCAACUGACUAAAAUAGUUAUUCUAAUUUUAAUAGUUUUUGAAUUAAACCCGAAAAUGUUGUAGGACAAACUUUAAACGUCGUUUUCUCGAAACUUUUCAUUUUUGACUUAUGACACUCUUUGAACGGAAGUGCGAUAUGUCGGACAUGCGCCAAGAAGUUUUUCGUUACAUUUGACCGUGUUGCCAGUUUCAACCUUUAAAAGAUCUAAAAAUUUAAUGAAAAUUACUUAAGUUAAACAGAUGGAUGCAAUCCUAAUAACUUGGUGGGUAUGGAUAUAACGAUGCGACAGCGGUAAAGAAUGCAUGCAUCCUCUUCUUCCGAUCAGAAAAUCUUCUUUUGAAGUAAAAUUUUUCAAGAUAACCCACAAAAUGGUCUUUCCUUAUUCCAUACUUGGGAAUGGUGGUCCAAAUUUCCCUCCAGAGUCCAAAGCCAAAUCCGUGGCUUUAAAUGUAAGAAAGUUGCCAAGAUAAUUAUUUCCUUUACUGGCAGUUUACUCGCUUCCAAGAAGGUCCCUUUCUUUUUCGUGUCCUAAACUAUUUUCAGUUGUUUUGCGUAAUCAGCAUUCGCCUAUUCGCCAAUCCAAAGGUUUUUUUGAGAAGAUGAAAAAUCGGAUUUUGGAGGUAAUGUUACUAUUAUUAGUAAAUUGAGCCAUAUGCUGGCGCUCUUAUAUAAAAUAUAAACAUUUCUAAUAUCUUCAAAAUGAUCUGUUGUUCAAAUGUUCACAAAAUAUUUAUUUAUAUACCCCUGUUUAAAUUUAAUCAAAACUUUCACAAGUCGUAGUCAGGUAGUCACUAGUGAGUGAGAGUAGUGAGUUAGUGACUGAACUCGGUCCUAAUUAUUCUGAUAUUGUAUCACUUGGUUUUAUUUAUUUUUUUUUUGAAACAGUAGUUGAUACUUUUGUUGAUUUUUCUUUUAAGACCGAAGCAGGUGCUUUAAAUUGCGUUUCUUAUAAUAAAAUAUAAACAUUUUUAAUAUCUUCAAAAUGAUCUGUUGUUCAAAAGUUCACAAAAUAUUUAUUUAUAUACCCCUGUUUUAAUUUAAUCAAAACUUUUACAAGUCGUAGUCAGGUAGUCACUAGUGAGUGAGAGUAGUGAGUUAGUGACUGAACUCGGUCCUAAUUAUUCUGAUAUUGUAUCACUUGGUUUUAUUUAUUUUUUUUUUGAAACAGUAGUUGAUACUAAUGUAAUCGAGGAGCAGUAAAUAAAUAACAAGAUGGCUCUAGGUUGUCGUUAAACACUUUAUUACAUUUAUGUAAAAACAAACGUUGACUACCAUCUAAUAUCUAACUAAGGUUAAGUCUAUCUUCUAUAAAACAUAGCCGCACCCAUUUGUGCGGGAACCAGUGUGUCCAACGGCUGUCACAUGCGUUAAGCCAAGUCUACAUGUGUUAAGCCGUGUCUACACUGUUUCUCACGAUACUACAGAUACUUUUGUUGAUUUUUCUUUUAAGACCGAAGCAGGUCCUUUAAAUUGCGUUUCUUAUAUAAAAUAUAAACAUUUUUAAUAUCUUCAAAAUGAUCUGUUGUUCAAAAGUUCACAAAAUAUUUAUUUAUAUACCCCUGUUUAAAUUUAAUCAAAACUUUCACAAGUCGUAGUCACUAGUGAGUGAGAGUAGUGAGUUAGUGACUGAACUCGGUCCUAAUUAUUCUGAUAUUGUAUCACUUGGUUUUAUUUUUGUUGAAACAGUAGUUGAUACUUUGGUUGAUUUUUCUUUUAAGACCGAAGCAGGUCCUUUAAAUUUAUAAUAGUCUUUGUCAAGGCUAUUAUACAUUUUUGAAGAGCCAAAACAACAAUAAUCGGCAUUUUUGAGGUAGGGCUGAAAUUCUCCGAUGGAUUGACUGGGAAACCACCCCUGGCGCCAUAAAUUUGCGAACGGCGACUACAAGGAACAGGAAAAAGGACGAGGUGCUGGAAUAAAUUAAAGAAAUGAAAACUGAACAUUAAUUAAACUCGGUGAAUACCUCAAAGAAAUGAGUGAACUAAGAGCAGAAAAUACGCAAAUGAAAGCAGAAAUUAAAGAAUUACGAGAAGAAAUGGAAACGCUAAGUAAACUAAAAUUUAAGGAGGCAGUGCCAAAGAGACAUAAAAUACAUUUUAGAAAGGAUUCAGGUGGUACACAUUAUUAACUCUUCCUUUAGAAAUUCGUGGCUUUAAAUGUAAUAAAGUUGCCGCCACCAAGAUAAUUAUUUCCUUUACUGGCAGUUUACUCGCUUCCAAAAAGGUCCCUUUCUUUGUCGAUAGAGUAAAGCCACAUCUUUCGGGUUUUUGCCUUUAGUGACAAUAGAACAUUUUAUCUAUUAUGUAACUGAAAUAUUAUAAAUAAAAUGAACAUUUUAUAUUUUUUGCUGUUGGAACUAUGGCACUUCUGGUUUUAAAGAUUCAUCAUCAACUUAUCAUACACUUUUGGGUUAUUAAGAUUGAUCCUGUAUCGUAUUAACACUUUUUCAAAAAGUAUUGAUUUUAUAAAUAAAUAUAAACUUUCACCACGCAAGAACUGCAAUAAGGUAUCACUAAAUACUCUUUUUAUUAUAGGCAAGUAACAAAUUGUUUCUGAGUUUUUUGAUCACUUUAAUAUAUGAAAUCUAGGUCUACAAUAUCCCUAUUAAAAACUAAAUGUUACUUUGUAAAUUUAUCGUUCUAUAUAUUAAGAGUAGGUAUUAUAAGUCAAAAAUGAAUAUUUUUUAUGCUCUCUGCUGAAAUAAUUAUUACAACUUACAACUAAAUAUCAAAAUGGUGAUGAAAUAUGAUCCAUAAUUGUAGUAAUUAACUAUUUUACUUUCUGUUUUGAUAAUUACAUAAUUUUUAAGUUCAAAAUAUAGAAGAAUGCAGAAAGGUCUUUAUUACGACUUAUACUCUUAGUAAAUAGCACGUUAGAGAUAUUAUACUAUAUAUUUGGCGACACCUAUUAUUUUAUACACCCCGUAGAUGCUAAACGCUAGUAGAUAGAACUAAUAUUCAAGUUGGAAAGACGAUUUUAGAUGCUUUACCCAAAAAUGGCAGUGGCCAGAUCCAGAUGCUAUGCAAACUUGAUUUCAGCUUUUAAGAGUGUUUUGACUAAAAAAUAAAAGUAAUGAAUCAUUAAAUUAAGGUGGAAAAGCACUAAAUACAUAAAAUACAAGUUUUCGUUAGUCGACUCCUUUAAACGGUUUUCCUUUUAGAAUUUACUAUAUGUAGACUUGUUGUUUUGGGGUAUACAUAUCAACAUUCUACACUAUAUUCAGUAUUUUUGUGUGCAACUAUUUCUAUGAGCAUAUGUGGUUUCAGAUUAGGUUGGUUUUUGUAGUUAGAGCUUUAUUUACAUUAUGUAUUUUAUUACUUACUCUUGAUACUGAAUAAAGCAUUUUGCUAUA